Messenger RNA from Lactuca saligna, 1591 nucleotides. The record is from the annotation of a GenBank genome assembly. NCBI's taxonomy places the organism in Eukaryota, Viridiplantae, Streptophyta, Magnoliopsida, Asterales, Asteraceae.
AUGUGUCAUCGGCAACACAUACUACGAAACCAUGUGUCCGCCCCUGAAUGUGGCAGACAACAUUUAACAGCAUUGUUUGCUUCAUCUGUCGUCUUUCCACUUUCUCCGAUUGUUCGGAGUGACGAAUAUAUUGAAGCUGAAUUCUGUGGACCGAGGAGGAUCAAAAUGAUGUUAGACCUCAAUCUGAAUCUUCAUCAGAGCAAUUUGAUGUCGGAAUACGUGGCUGAAGGCGGGAAUCAGUUUCUGAAGGUCCACGGAGGCAACGGGAGCGGAGUUCAAUUGGAAUACUCCGGUGUCACCUCGAAUUCUUUCGUCGUCAAUGUGGAGACAGCGAGCAACGCCGGAGGAGACGACGAGAACACGUAUCUGUGCUCGAAUGUCGAGUAUGCCUUUGACAUACUUAAAUCGAGUACUCUAGAAGACGAUGAGAACGUUAGGUCGGGGAUUGUCGUAACCAAGCAGCUGUUCCCGGAGGUUGGUGGAGACGGCGAUGUAAGGCGGCACAGUGCGGUGGAUGAAAGAGAAUUCAUUGUACGGCAACACCAUUAUCAACAGCAGGAUUUCCUGCAAAUGAAGAAGAACAGGAGAGGACCUAGGUCUCGGAGUUCUCAAUAUCGCGGUGUUACGUUUUAUCGAAGAACAGGAAGAUGGGAAUCACACAUUUGGGAUUGCGGGAAACAAGUUUAUUUAGGUGGAUUUGACACAGCACAUGCUGCUGCAAGGGCAUACGAUCAAGCUGCUAUUAGAUUCCGAGGAUUAAACGCGGAUAUCAAUUUCAACGUAAACGAUUACCACGAACAUCUUAAACAGAUCAAAAACUUAACAAAAGAAGAAUUCGUUCAUGUUCUUCGUCGUCAAAGCACUGGAUUCUCCAGAGGAAGCUCAAAAUACAGAGGAGUUACCCUGCACAAAUGUGGUCGAUGGGAAGCUCGAAUGGGACAAUUUCUCGGAAAGAAGUACAUCUACCUUGGAUUAUUCGACACUGAAAUCGAAGCUGCAAGGGCUUAUGAUAAAGCUGCUAUAAAAUCCAACGGAAGAGAAGCAGUAACCAACUUUGAACCUAGCUCAUAUGAAUAUGAAGAUGAGAUCAACAAUGGUGGCAACAGUGAAGAAUCAAUGGAUUUGAAUCUGGGAAUUGCUCCCCCUAGUUACACUGCUGCUGCAGCAUCAUCAGGAUUCUUAGUUCAACAUGUACAGGAAUGUAGGAGUGGAAGAGGUGAAGGUACAAGUAUGUAGUAGGUAGUGAAAAGUCGAAAUUACCCAUGGAUAGAUAGUGAUGAUGAUGAUGAAUAGUAAAAGGACGAGAUGAGAAUUGAGAUGUUACUAUUUGACUGUUUGUCCUGGUUUUUCCCCAAAGGGUACAAGUACAACAUCACUGUGGAGUUUCCAAAACAUGAAAAUAUACAUAUGAUAUGAUGGGAUUGAUUUUGGAUUAUAUGGGGAAUGAAAUGAAAAGGCCUUUGAAUUGUACCUUGUAUUUCUGCAUGUAGCACACAGUGUGUAUGCAGACUGACACUCGAAACACACAUUCUAAAGCAGUUUGUCACCUUUUUAUUAAAAAUUAUACCACCUUUUACUACCUUUUUCGCUC